Scylla paramamosain (green mud crab) is the source of this 6802-nucleotide messenger RNA. RefSeq names its product polypyrimidine tract-binding protein 1-like (gene heph). Gene Ontology annotation, molecular function: mRNA binding. The record is from RefSeq and is a predicted model, not a curated record. Gene Ontology annotation, cellular component: nucleus. Gene Ontology annotation, biological process: mRNA processing; regulation of RNA splicing. NCBI's taxonomy places the organism in Eukaryota, Metazoa, Arthropoda, Malacostraca, Decapoda, Portunidae.
CUUACUACGGCCAACAGUCCCACACAGCGACACGCUGCUCCGUAGUCUCCCAAGCCCCUCCCUUUUCUCCUCUAUUUCUACCCUUACCAAGGCCUUCCCUGCUCAACGCUUCUGUCUACGGUGUCCCAAGUACAGUGAAGUGUCGUAGACCAGCUCCUAAGUUGUGAACCAGUACCAAUUGUAGCGUGGUGGUGUAACGCGUGGUGACAGUGGUAUUGGCGGGAAGAUUGUGCUGCCCCCGCCGCCAUAGCUCUCUCUUGCUGCUGCUGCUAUACUCAUUUGGGUUUCGUAAGCCCCGUACUGUGUAUUCAUUGUAGAGUGACUGAGUUGGCCUAGAGGCCCCGCUUGUAACAAUUGCGUAUAUUAUGAAGAGGCCCUUUACCGAUCUCCCCCGUGCCGGCCCCUCCUCCCCGACCUCUCUCCACCACGAAGACGAGGAGAUGCACCAGAUACAGCGUGGCUCUGAUGAGCUGCUGUCGCAGACAGGAGCGGUGAGCAAUGGCUCGGUCAUGAGUCCAGCUCCCAACCACGCGGACAACAACAAUGACGCCAAAAAGGUGAAGCUGGACACCAAGAACCCUGGGGCACCGUCCCGCGUGAUCCACAUCCGCAACAUCCCAAAUGAGGUGACCGAGGCGGAGAUCGUCCACCUUGGAAUUCCCUUCGGAAAAGUUACCAAUGUGCUCGUCCUCAAGGGUAAAAACCAGGCUUUCCUGGAGAUGUCCGAUGAAGUGUCCGCCACCACAAUGGUCAACUACUUCACCAACUGUACCGCCCAGCUGCGGGGUCGGGCCGUUUACGUCCAGUUCUCCAACCAUAAGGAGCUCAAGACCGACCAAACCCACUCCAACGCGGGUGAAACCCUAGUGCAACAGGCAGCGCUGCAGGCAGCCCAAGCCCUGUCAAACCAGUCGGAUACCCAGGGCGGCCCCAACACCGUGCUCCGCGUUAUUGUUGAGCACAUGAUCUACCCGGUCACCCUUGACGUCCUGUAUCAGAUUUUCUCACGUGUUGGGAAAGUGCUGAAGAUUGUGACCUUCACAAAGAACAAUACAUUCCAGGCUUUGAUUCAGUACCCAGAUGUGGUUACUGCUCAGGCUGCCAAAAUGACUUUGGAUGGGCAGAACAUCUAUAAUGCAUGCUGCACACUGCGCAUUGAGUACAGCAAGCUGAGCAACCUUAAUGUGAAGUACAACAAUGAUAAGUCCCGGGACUACACCAACCCCAGCCUUCCAACUGGUGACCCAGCCUUGGAUUCUGCCUUGGCCAUUGGUGGUCCCCCUGGUGUGCUAGCCUCCCCGUUUGCUGCAAUGCAUGGACUCUCGUCGCCGCUAACCGCUGCCUAUGGGGCCUCACCUGCGGGAGGCAUGCCCUUCACAGGUAUGCCCUUGGCAGGAGUCACCCCCACAGCCGCUGCCCUUGGUGCUGCAGGGAUCCGUCUGCCCGGCCAGCCCUCCCCCAACUGUGUCCUGCUGGUGUCCAACCUGAAUGAGGAGAUGGUCACGCCUGACGCUCUCUUUACCCUCUUCGGGGUGUAUGGAGAUGUUCAGAGGGUCAAGAUUCUCUUCAACAAGAAGGAUAAUGCCCUGGUGCAGAUGUCUGAGCCCCAUCAGACACAGCUGGCAAUCUCUCAUCUGGACAAGAUGAAGACAUGGGGUAAGCAGAUCCGUGUGACACUGAGCAAGCACCAGACAGUGCAGCUUCCUAAGGAAGGUCAGCCUGAUGCAGGCCUCACAAAGGAUUACAGCAAUUCUCCUCUGCACCGCUUCAAAAAGCCAGGCUCCAAGAACUACCAGAACAUUUACCCCCCAAGUGCUACUCUUCAUCUGUCCAACAUCCCGCCCACUGUUGAUGAAGAACAGAUCAAGGAAGCCUUCACUCAGGCUGGUGCUGUUGUCAAGGCAUUCAAGUUCUUCCCUAAGGACAGGAAGAUGGCCUUGAUUCAGCUUGGUUCAGUUGAGGAAGCCAUUGGUGCACUCAUUAAAAUGCACAACUUCCAACUGAGCGACUCUUCUCACCUGCGUGUGAGCUUCAGCAAGAGUACCAUUUAGACAAGCCAACCAUGGAAGGCAGGUUGAGGGAUACCGUACCUAGGGAUCAAACUCCUGCGGGAUACCAAGUACCUCAGGGCCAUCUGAGACACAGGUCUGAGAAGAGAAGAAAGAUCCCAGGACAGCAUCCCACUUGUCGGCCACCUCAGUGGUAUCGACUUUUUUUACCUUAGGGCAUGGCAUUUUUAUUAAUAUAAUUAUACCUAGCUUAACCAAAUGUGUUACACUAUAAGGAGGCAGGACCUAGAAAUAUUUACGUACAAGUGAGAGAGAUGAUAAAUGAGCUGAAUUCAGGACGAUACACUUUUGACAAUGGAACUCAAUUUGGAGUUUGGUUUAUUUUGUAUACCCACAAAUGUUUGGGUAAUUGGGUGACCAAUACCUAUGUACAUUCUGCUAGAAGUAAAUUCUGCCAGACAGCCUGAAUGUCUUUUUGUAUGUAAGGUGAAGGUUUACACAGUAUUAGGGGUAGUCUUGCCCCUCUAGUGGGUGAGUAGACCUCUGGUACUAGUAUUAUCACAGUGGAUCCUCGUGCUCUCUGAGAUUGCCAAGGAAUUAGUGUUAAAACCUCAGCUAGCAUGAGCCAGAAUUGAUUCUUUUAAAAAGGUAGCUCUUUUUAUUUUAAGUGUUUUGCAAGUGAUGCAUGUUAGAGCUAGAUUGUGUAAGAUAAAUUGAAAUUAGGGGAGAAGAGAUGAGGCAAAAUUAUUAUUAUUUAUGAAAAGUAGCCAUUCAAAUUCUUACUAUCCAUAUUUUCAGACAAAAUGGAGGAUUUAUUAUAGAAAUGUUAAUAUGGUAACUUAUCUUACAGUAUCAGUGUUAUGAAAGCAUAUAUUUUUGCAUUUUUGACGUCUCCAAAGUGUAAACUGAUACCAAUACUUUUCUUAAUCACCUUCCGUCUGGGAUUUUUUCUCUUGAUCAUUCCAACUUUGAAAAGUCUUCUUUACAUUUGCUCGAUGAUUCCAGUGUUUGUAGGGUAGGCAGACAGGGGCUGUGGUUGUUGUGCCCAGUUUUAAUGAAAGCAGUGACUGGAACAGCUGUUACCAAUCAUUAUUGUCCUCCUGUACCUUGAGCAGCUUGUGGGAUUGAUUGAGAGUGUGCUUGUAACAAGCAAAUAUGGGUCUAUGGAUCCUUGAUGAGAGGGCAAACAGAGGAGACUGCAGCUGUAGCCAUGAGUAUAGGUGGCUUGGUGUAGGUUUCCUGUAAGGUAGCCUAUGGAGUUGAACGUCUGUCCAUAGGUAAUAAAGGUAUGUGAAGUUUGAAGUUGGUUUACCUUGUGCUAACUUGUUGACAACACUGGUUGACUCUGGGUUUGCCAAGGGUAUCACAGCAGCUCGGGUCAGUGAGCGGACUGUACCUGAGCGGGCUUCUCCCCCACCCCUCUCUGCCACCUGGCCAGCCUGUGGGUGGGCUCUUCCCCCCCAAAGUCAUGGCAUUCAUUAAUUGUUGUUCAGUGUAUGUAGCCAAUAGGAAAUUUGAUUAGCUUUUAUUAUAAUGAUGAUAUACAAAGUAUUAUUUGUUAUUUAUCCAAAAAUUACCUAAAAAAAUGCAAGAAGCACAAAGGUUGAGCCAUGCACCCAGGAAGUUGGCAGUAUCUCAUAGCUGGUUGCUGGAGGGCAAGGCAGUACACUUUAGCAUUCGUAAUAACAACAGUUUGCAUCUUACAGUCUGCUGCUUGUCAUCUAAAAGCCUUUAGGCUAAGACCCUCGUACACAGUAGAAUGUUGAGGUUUCUGUCCUUACGCUUUACCCUAAAAUCAUGUUGCAGUAUUUCUACAGGCUUUUAAGUAAACUGAAACAAGUGUCCCUGCCCCCCCUGACAACCAAACACUAGUGUCCCAUCUGUCUGAAACUUGCGGCGAGACAAUCCCAGAAAACUUCUUAGGCAUCUAGUGUGGUACAGAAGGUCUACACAGUAUUCAAGAAGACCUUUAUGCGAGUGGGCUACUCGUAUCUCUGGGCACAUGUUUGCCAAGUAGAGUAGUUGAAAUAUAUUUUGUAAAGCUGAUUAGGAGCUUGGGUGAGGUUGUGCUCUCUUCAAGACCAUUGAGUAGCACUUGAUCAUCUGCUAAAUUGGACCACACUGGGAAGGCUAGUAAACACUAAUUUGCACAUAUCAGUUUCAGAGACUAUUUUUGUACAACUGUGGUGCCUUUCUAUGUGAUAUUCACAGUGUGGCACACGUCGGUCAUUGGUCAGCUCGGACAUACUUCACUGAUGCGAUAUAGUGAGGAGAAUGUUGUACCCUGUACUUUCUGCCUAAACCUGCUGCGUCCUUGUAUUCACCAAUUCGACCUACUCCAACUUCCUUGGGUGCAGUCAAGCAACUAUUUUUACAUCUACAUGUGUAGAACUUGUAUUUCCUGUUUAAAUCAAGUGUAUGUCAUGAUGAUGAAAGUAAAAGAACGUCAUCCUCUUUCUCCAUUUUAGAAGAUUCAAUCUAGCUGAUGGUCUCUUUCUCAAGUUAAUCUUAAGGGUCUCACUAGUUCAUACUAAUUCAAUUUUCCUGUGGCAAUAUCUUGCCCUACCACAACCCUCUUCCAGAGACCAUUUUAAAGGCCACAGCCCAGUUGAUCCAUUUGACUUACGGGGGUUAUCUUGCCUGCACGCACUUCCCAAAAUGACCACUGAUAACAUCUGAGCUGUUUCAUGUAUUUACUGAAACACUUGAGAAAAAGGCCUAGAAGUUUUGUGCCUCAUACUUGUAUUUGGAGGGAACAAAGUACCUUUACAUUUACUCUUCUAAUAUUGUAAUAUUUCUUAGAAGUGUGUAAUUUUCUCUUUUCCCACUGCUUUGAUGUAACCAACUUGUAUACUUAACUACUCUUGCAAUUGUACCUAUAAAUAUCAUUCAGAUGUGCUCCCCAGGUUUUGCCCACCUACUGAAUGCAUACUUGAUUUGUUUUAAUUUGCACAAAACUCGUAAAUUUUAUAAAUUUGAAUUUCAAGAAAUUUCAAUUUGGCUAUAAAUGUAUUUAGAACAGUAGGGCUUGAACCUGGUGCCACUCCCGCAUUACAUCUACUGAAACAACAGAUGCAGUCCCAUGCUUGGGAAACGGAUCAUAAACUCUGGAGGGAUCACCAUCGCCAGAAAGACAGCUGAGUUGUGCCUUGACCAGCUUUGCAUCUUUUUACCUGUCAGUGCUCGCUCACUCACCAGACCCACCUCUCCUUCAUCUCCUGGCUGUUAGGGCUCUUAUCUGAUAGAAAAUAAUCAACCCCCCAGAGAAAAUUCACAGGAGGCUACUUUGUAAAUGACUAAUGAGAAAAGAAUGAAAUGUGUCCCCGCACAGCUCAGGCACAACAACGGGGGAGGGGUAGGCACAGCUAUGGGUAGGGUGCUAGACCAACUCUCCUUUUGCACCUUCUUUGGUAAGGCCCACAAUAACUUCAUGUAUUAAUCUGUAUUCUUGAAAUCCAAACGGUUUUACAUUAAUUGUUUUUAUUGUGAAUGUGGAAAUGAUGAGUGUUCAUGCAUAAUUCUGCAUCUUAUUCCAGGAUGAUAUGAAUCUGUAUUUUGUGUUGACAAUGCUAGCUCCUUUAUGGACUGUCAUGGUAUUAGGCCAACAGACACCAUAUUUGUCUAUGUGGAUGGAUCUGAACAACAUGAGCCAGGUACUGUGUUUAAGCAUUAUCAUUUUGUAAUAAAUAUGUAUUUCGAUAGAAGUGUAUAUCACUUAAGACCUAGUAGGGAGGGCAAAUAGCAAACCACUGCGAAAGAAUCUCCCUCCAAGUGAGGCCGAGGUCAGUGCGAUGGUGUUCUUUAGGAGUCGCAGGCAAGCUCUUUGGUGGCUGCACCUCCAGAAGUGUGCAUCAGAUUAUGGUUGCCCCAUUGUGUCUAGGCUAGAGGCUAUUUUGUAAGGUCAGGAUAAUGAACACUAAUGCCUACUACUCUGCUGCUACUGCUGCUGUUUUCUCUCUUCUCUUGCCCUCGCGUUGCUUUUGAAAACGUAUCUCUCUCUAUCCACACAUUCAACACUUGGCUGUUGAUUUAUUUGGAAAAGGUCUUAAAAUAUUUCAGAAAAUAACUUCUCUACUCUACUGCUCUGUUAAUGAUGUGUUUAGAGCUAAUGGUACCUCAUCUUUUCAGCCCCUGUAUAUCCUGCUCUGUCUCCUCUCUCUCUCUUCUCUCAACAUUAAUGCUAGGUCGGUUUGGGUCAUGCUAGGCCACUAACCUUGUUCUGUAUUCACUUUAUUAUUUGUGUGAGCCUUAUUUUUUCAUAGUUCUCAAGCUGUCAUGAUAAACUGUACUGGAAUUGUUCCUUGGUUUAAGAAUGAGUUUUAUUUUGUCUUGAUUGACCAUGACACCUUGAGAGAAAAUUUUUUUGAGGCUAAGAUUGACCAUUUUGCCUUUUGAGUUUUCUCGUGGACCAUUUUUUUUCCUCUUGGUUUUUCAAGUUUAUUUUGUAUGUAUAUACAUUUUUGUUGGUAACUCCUGUGGCCUGAUAUUGACUAAGCUUUUGUCAAAUUGCCAAGGGUUACCAAGUUAGUUCCCUAGUGUCACCUGGCCAUGUCUCUAGAACACUAGCCACUAUUCCUGCCUCCUAUACCAGCUGUAUCUUACUAUCACUUGAUCCUGCAUACAUUUCUCUUAUAUGUGUUUGUAAAUGUACCACUCUCAUGUACUACUACUUGGUGUGUUAGUCAUAUCACUGUUCCAUUCUAUUACUACUACUACUACUACUACUCAGCUGUAUUUGUAUUUCAUUGUAGAGGUGCUUGGUUGACAACAUAAAGCCUACAUAUCUACUCUAA